This is a messenger RNA of Galdieria sulphuraria, 500 nucleotides long. RefSeq lists its product as uncharacterized. The record is from RefSeq and is a predicted model, not a curated record. The coding region runs from base 101 to 466 and encodes 121 amino acids. Lineage: Eukaryota; Rhodophyta; Bangiophyceae; Galdieriales; Galdieriaceae. The transcript has 3 exons.
CUUCAUCGGUAGAGUUGAUUUCGGAUAUUAUUAACCGCGCAGUAGUAUUUUUUUUGGGGCCGUUGGUUGACUGAGUUUGAACCAAAAAGUCUUUAAACUUAUGGGAGGAGACACACAUAGACCAAGUCGUGGUAACUUAAGUUUUAGUAGACCAAGGGGACGUGGUGGACGGGGCAAGAAAGAGUCCGUGAAUAAUACAAAGACAGAAAAUAAAGUGCAAAGGAGUGUUCAGAAUAGUUCGACUGUGGACGUCCAGCAGGACUUUGAGAUAUCUUCGUCCAACAAAGUAAACAGUUUUCAACGAAGCACUCGUUUCAACGCGAAAGAAGUUGAAAAAAAGCUGCAACAAAGAUAUGAUGAAGCCUUGUAUUCAGCUUUGCAGAGCACUGCAGGUAAUAGGGACACCAUGAUUGCAGGAAAUCGUCUAAACCCUGUUUUCUUUAGGGACAAGACUUUGCAGGACUAACCAAAAGCCCUGGAGUAAAGGUUCAGCUCCAGUC